Molecule: messenger RNA, 1320 nt
Organism: Fusarium mangiferae
Lineage: Eukaryota; Fungi; Ascomycota; Sordariomycetes; Hypocreales; Nectriaceae
Exons: 4
Coding region: 1-1320 (439 amino acids)
Biological process (GO): regulation of transcription by RNA polymerase II
Cellular component (GO): nucleus
Molecular function (GO): DNA-binding transcription factor activity, RNA polymerase II-specific; RNA polymerase II transcription regulatory region sequence-specific DNA binding
Source: RefSeq, a predicted model, not a curated record
AUGGCCUACUACUGCACAGACCGCGAUAAACUCUUCUACGCCGGUAGAAAGGCCCACGACCAGCAUUGUCAAGUGGCAGGCCACGCCUCACCAGCGUUCGAGUGCGAUAGCUGUAGUGACUGCUUCGAGGACGAGUAUGACCGUCGUCAGCACAUGAAUCUUGAACAACAAUGGCAUCGAAAUGUACCCGAGUGUCAAUUAUGUGGCGAUAGAGCUGUGACGCAGGCCGAGAUUAGGGAGCAUGAGAUUGAACGGCAUUUCCACUGCGCGGCCUGCAAUCGUCAGUUUAUGAACGCGAAUAACCUCCGGAUGGCUUCAUCGCGUGUCAGCGGUGAAAUUCCCCUUCUGCAGAGCCACCUGCAACACAGCAACAGGUCUAUCCCAUCAUAUAGAACGAGGCUCAUGUCCUCGCGUUCCCAUGGACCGCAACAAGCUCUACCGUUACAUCAAAAACCGCGAUCAUCGCAGUCUCAUCACGAACAAAGAGCUAGCAUGGUACGGCGAGAAGACGUACAUCGUCAACCCAACUGCCGCGUGGAGCCCCUGGUCCAAAGCGUUCGAGUGUUAUCUAUGCCACAAGCUGACAUGACCCUGAUUAGCUUGAAGAAGCAUUUCGAGUCACCGAGACAUCAGCAGAGUUGGUAUCAUUGUGUGAAGCGGUCUUGUGGGAAGGAGUUCAAGACGUUGGCGGCGCUGAUAAAUCACCUUGAGAGACAACACUCUCGAGACCAGCAUUGCGAGGCAACUGGGCACUUCCCACCCUGCUGGGAAUGUAACGGCUGCGGCACUUGCUUCGGUGGACGCGAUGAGCUGAGACUUCAUGAAGGAUACUCCUGCAGCUACUACCACGGAUCUCACUAUGCGAACUAUCAUCAGCAGUUCUCGGGCUCGCACAUCCCUACCCAGCAGUCGUACCCCAUGAGACAGCGUGCUCAGCACUACUACAGCGUGCCAGGAGUCGCCUGUCCCUUCUGCUCGGCGCGCUACAGUUCUGCCAGUGGCGUCGUCUACCAUCUGGAGCAAGGUGCUUGCCCUAAUGUACCUCUGAACCGUGGCACUCAACGCCAGGAUCCCAAUGGCGCUAGCUACAACAGACUUCUUGUGUGGCGGCAGAUAGUGUAUUAUCAAGCAACAGCUGGCGUCUACAACACUUACUACGGACAUUACGAGUGCUACUUCUGCGGCGCUCUAUUCAGACAGCUGUCGAGCCUGAACCAGCACCUGGCCUCCCCUCGCCACCAGCAGGAAUUCUACUACUGGCCCAUCGGAACUCCUUCGUGGUCCAACUAUCAACAUUUUGGAACGGGAUAUUAUCAGUGA